AUGGCUGCGCUUGUUGCUCACUCGGAGCAACCCAAGACAAAGAAACCGCGGGUUCACACGCCCCAAUGGGUCUCUCUCGUGGCCGGAGGAAUCGCAGGCGGAGUGGAAGCAGCCAUCACGUAUCCAUUCGAGUACUCCAAGACUCGCGUUCAGUUGUUAGACAACAGCGCUGUUCGGACGUCUAAUCCACUACGCCUCAUCUUCCAGGUUGCAAAGCAGGAAGGUGUUGGUGCGUUGUACACGGGCUGUUCAACUCUUGUUAUCGGAACCACGGCGAAAGCUGCUGUCCGGUUUGUGUCGUACGAUACAAUCCGUAAUUCCCUCACUGAUGACCAUGGUGUCCUCUCACCCGGCCGGGGUAUGUUGGCUGGAAUGUUUGCAGGGGCAGUAGAAAGUGUACUGGCAGUGACACCUACGGAGAGAAUCAAGACCGCACUAAUUGACGAUGCGAAAGGGGCUCGACAAUUUAAAUCUAGUCUGCAUGCGACCAAACUAUUGGUCCAAAGACAUGGUAUCACGGAGCUUUAUCGAGGUCUUUUGUCCACAGCGAUGAAGCAAUCUGCCACAUCUGCAGUUCGUAUGGGGACGUACAAUGUCCUCAAGGAGACUGCUAAAGCAAAGAACGUUAAGACGAAUGUGUUCACGACUUUUGGCAUCGGUGCCGUGGCAGGUGUGGUUACUGUCUACGCCACGCAACCGUUUGAUACGAUCAAGACACGAGCUCAGGGUGUCCAGGGAGUUGGGGUCGUUGAGGCCUCCCGGAGUGUGAUUCGCGAUUAUGGGGUCCGUGGUUUCUGGAAGGGCAGUUCUAUGCGACUUGGUCGGCUCCUUUUAAGCGGUGGCAUCGUGUUCUCUGUCUAUGAAGAAGUAUCGGCCAUAUUGUCUCCCGGUGCACAUAGAUGA
Messenger RNA from Penicillium canescens, 903 nucleotides. RefSeq names its product Mitochondrial carrier protein. Gene Ontology annotation, biological process: mitochondrial citrate transmembrane transport. The transcript has 5 exons. Bases 1 to 903 code for a protein of 300 amino acids. The record is from RefSeq and is a predicted model, not a curated record. Lineage: Eukaryota; Fungi; Ascomycota; Eurotiomycetes; Eurotiales; Aspergillaceae.